AAAAAUUCUUUACUAAUUUCUGGAAACUUUUAAGAUCCCAUAAUGUGUUUAUUUCUAAAUUAUAUAUGUUAAUUUUUCAAAAACCACAAGUAAAGAAAUUAAGCGACGCAAAGGGAUUAGAGCUUAAUUGUAGUAGAAUUUUUAAUUACAUAACGCCGAAUUGACUUCUAUCAAAAGGUCGACGAACUUUGGAAACGUCAUAAUAAUGUUAUCGUGUGAAGUUCAUAACGAACCGUUUAUUAUUAUUUAUUGUUUGAAAUAUACAAAAACAAAUCAUGAAUAGCAUGUUAGAAGAAGAGGAAAUAAAAAUAGAGUAUUUUGAGUCAGUUGAAGAAGAUCCUUUGAGUGAGAAUUGUUUAAAACUUUCGUCUGGAGACUGCCUUUCAAACAUUUGUAAUGAAUCAAAUGUUCUUAAUAAAAAUGGACUCCUGGAUGUGUCACCAUCGAAAGUGAGCCACGGUACAACAAAUAAGACCAUUGAUGAAAAUAAUGAUCCUAUUGAAGAAAACGAAGAAACAUGGUUUGACUCAAUAAAUAAUGACGGAAGAUAUCAAUGUAAAUUCUGUGAUCUCUCAUAUUCAACCGUCCAAACUGUCCGUCAUCAUGUGAAAAUGAAACAUUCAGAUCACUUCAAUAACAUAAAAAAUACAACUAUCAAAACCCUAAGAAGAUCGAAAUUAAAAUGCCAUGUAUGUAAAAAGAGGUUUAAAAACAAGAUAACAAUGCAAGAACACAUUCAAUCACAUGGUGUUACCAACAUACAAAAUUCCUGUUUCGUAUGCCACGCAACUUUUACAACAGACACCGAAAUGCAGACCCAUAUAUCAGAGAAACAUAAAACAAGUGACAAAAGAUACCUCUGCGUACUAUGCGGUUAUAGCACAUCAAAAACUUCGCAUUACAAACAACAUACGUACACACAUACAUUCACAAACCAGCAGAAGUGCUCAUACUGUGAUUAUAAAACUAGUCAUCCACGCAACUUGAAGAUACAUGAACGCAUACAUACUAAUGAUAAACCGUAUACCUGUAGCUUCAAUGGAUGCGGUUACCGUUGUGCCUCUAAGUCUGCUUUGCGUAGUCAUGAAUUGAAACAUGACAGAGAUAAUAAUAUGUUGUAUUGCGAGCAGUGUAGUUAUAAGACAGUGUAUAAGCAAAGUUUGAAAAAACAUUUUGAUAGUCAUAGAAGGAAUAAUGUGAGGACGAAGUUUGGAAGAAAAUUAGACAAAAUGGCAGAUUUAGACAUAAAAAUUAAGAUAGAAGAUAAUGUAGAUGCAAGAAAAGAUCCUACCUCAUUUUUACCUGAGGAACCAAUGUCCUAUGAAAUCAAGAAGAAGAAAAAGAAGAAGAAGAAAGUUCAGGAAGACCCGUUUAAGGAUAUUGAUAAUACAAUGGAUGUCAAACUUGAGCCAACAAUCAUUAUAGACCCAGAGGUUAACAUAAAGGUUGAGAAUAUAGAGGUGGAAUUAGAUUUCAAUGAUUUUGCAGACAACAGCGGCUUGAUGGUAGAAGGUCCUCACAGUGAAGACAGUCAGGAACCAGCAGUAAAAAUCGAACCUCACAACCAUGAGGCCGUCCUUCUAACAUUCGAGAGUGUCAUCAACAACUCGGCUACUCAAGACGUCAGCUACCCUGAAUUUGGGAGUCUACCUCAAAAGGCACCAACACACGUCUGCAAAGUUUGCCACUUAGUCUUUCAAUCACAGAAAACGUUACGCAUGCAUCAGAAACGAAAACACAAAGCAUUCAGGAAGUCAUUCAAACAUGUCUGUGAUUACUGUAACAUGUCCUACGAAAUGAAGAACAGUUUAGUUGCUCAUAUUAAGAGGAAACACGGACCUAACUCCAUGCCCGAUGAUCGGGAGGAACGGACUUGCGAAAUUUGUGCGCUCGUCUUCAAAGGCAUGCCUCGGCUACGAAUGCAUAUGAGAAGGAAACAUGGCUCCUUCCAGGAAUCAUUCAAACACGUCUGCGAAGACUGCGGACUAACCUACGAUAAGUAUAGAAGUCUCAUAGUCCAUAUACAACGUAAACACUCCAAUAAUAAGAAGCCAGAAAUCAGUCAAUGGUUCAACUGCCCAUUCUGUCCAAAAAUAUUCACGAAACGGGAAACCUAUGCGAGACACGUCCAGAGGAAGCAUCAUGUGUCGGAUGAGAGCAUGAAACAAGAUAACGUAACUGAUGCUUAUUUGGAAAGCUGUAAGAAUGAGCAAACUGGUGAGAUCACGUGUAAGGAAUGCCCUCUAGUCUUCUCUUCUGUAAACUUCCUUAAACUGCAUAUGAGGAGAAAACAUAACGCGUUGAAAGAAGACUUUCGGUUGAAGUGUAGAAUUUGUAACUUGUCUUAUGACAAGAUUGAGAGCCUCAAGAGACAUGUUAGGAGAAAACAUGAUAAGGGAUCCCACUGCGUCGUGUGUAAUAAACAGUUUGACACACGAGAAAUGUACUUAAACCAUUCUCAUAUAAAAGUUAUCAAGGAGUGUCAUAUCUGCGGCUUCAUUUUUGCAUCCCAAGGAGGCUUAGCAAAGCAUUUAAGAUGUACACACAAAAUAGAUGCGGCAAAAACCGUGUUCUGCAAUAUAUGCAAUGAGGGUUUCCAUGAUAAACGGCAAUUGAAACCGCAUUUCAUGAAAGUGCAUUUAAAAGUCUCCUACACUUGCCAAUUUUGUAAAAAAGUGUUCAAAGCGAAAGAGAGUUAUCGACGACAUAUAGUAUUUAAGCAUCCCAAUGCCAAUCAUUUUAAUACUCAGACACAGAAAUGUGAUCAAUGUAACGAGACAUUCAAAGAUGAAUUUGAAUUAUGUAGGCAUAUAAAUGGUGUUCACGGUCGGCCAGAAGAUGAACUGAAAGAAGAAAAAGAAGUGUCGAUUAAAAAUGAAGAUUUAGAUAUUAAAGACUGUUUCCAAUGCACCAAGUGUCCGGAAACAUAUUUGACAUGGGAGCAUUUAAAGUUGCACUACGAGCAAAAUCAUCACAACGUUGAAGAGACACAGUGUCAAAUAUGCGGGGAAAUUCUCCCAGGCAAUGAGCUACAGAAGCACAUAAAAACUUUGCACACAGAUACAGAAAUGCAGUGUAAAUACUGUGAGUUUAAAACGAAUAUUAGGGUUAGCUUAACACAGCAUAUGUUGAGGCAUAAGAAUGCUGAGACGAUACACUGUGACUAUGCUGGAUGUAAAUACAAAACAUUUUACGAUGGUGCAAUGGACAAGCAUAGACGGAAACAUGCAGACCAGGGAGUCAAACUCCAAUGCAGCCAGUGUCCAUUCCAGACGAUGAAUAAGUACAUUUUAAAGUACCAUGAGGAAGCUCACGAAACUGGCAAGAAGAGGUACAUGUGUGAUCAAUGUGAUUAUGCAACAAUACUGCCAGCGAACUUAGUCCAACACAAAUAUAAGCAUUCUACGGAGAAACGGUUCAAAUGUGAAGUGUGCCCAUUUGCAACGAAGUAUAAUACUUCACUACGAUUCCAUGUUAGGAAGAAACACUGUGAUCUCCCCACAUUCAGUUAAUGUUUAUGUUUUUUAUUAAAAUAUUUGGUGUUACGAGA
Messenger RNA from Trichoplusia ni (cabbage looper), 3550 nucleotides. RefSeq names its product zinc finger protein 62-like. The record is from RefSeq and is a predicted model, not a curated record. Lineage: Eukaryota; Metazoa; Arthropoda; Insecta; Lepidoptera; Noctuidae. Gene Ontology annotation, cellular component: nucleus. Gene Ontology annotation, molecular function: RNA polymerase II transcription regulatory region sequence-specific DNA binding; DNA-binding transcription factor activity, RNA polymerase II-specific. Bases 276 to 3512 code for a protein of 1078 amino acids. Gene Ontology annotation, biological process: regulation of transcription by RNA polymerase II. The transcript has 5 exons.